This is a messenger RNA of Nelumbo nucifera (sacred lotus), 2297 nucleotides long. RefSeq names its product trihelix transcription factor DF1-like. The record is from RefSeq and is a predicted model, not a curated record. Lineage: Eukaryota; Viridiplantae; Streptophyta; Magnoliopsida; Proteales; Nelumbonaceae.
UCUCUGGUUUUAUUUUUUGUGGCGAGAAACAACAUCGGUAUUAUAAUGAUGGUAAACAGUAAAAAAUUAGAUGAAACAUGAGGGCCGCAUUAAAUUUAAUAUUCGGGUAGGAAAUUGGCACUCGGCUAAAUUACAGGUACCUAUCGGAUAUUUUCCCUAUCUUAUAUCCUAUUUACUUGCCUUUCACCCGAUUCCUAAUCCUGACCUACUAAGUAGUAACCUUAUCCUCCCUUUUUUUACCAUAACAGCCUCUCUGCAACCAUUUACCGAAGACCGGAGAAUGACACACAUCGAUUUUCCUGAUAACAUAUCGCCAUUUCCCGAUGCCGGAGACCUACUGUAUGGCAAUCGGACCGCCAUCUCAUCUCCUCUCGAGAUAGAAUUUCGAUCGCUGUUGCCUCUCCAGAAGCUUCGUCCAAUUAGAGGUAACAGAGGAGAUUCAGCGGAAUAUUCAGAUUGUCCGGCGAAUUUCCAUGAAGUUGAGUUCCGGGAAAAGGCUGAAUCCGCAAACUUACUGAAUCGUCACCAGUCAAUUGUUGCUCUUCCACCAGAAAUCGAAUUUGAGCCCUCGCUACCGAUACAGACGCUCCCUCCACUGAGAACCGGUGGAGAUAAUACGGAGUGUUGUAGUUCUCCCGCGAGCGCUGGUGAAGUAAUAGAAUUUCCUGAAAAGGAAGGUGAAUCUGGAAGCAGGUGGGAUACGCUUGCGCUGCUGAAGGUAGUUGACACAGGAAACAGGUGGCCGCAAGCGGAAACGCUCGCGCUGCUGAAAAUACGGUCGGAGAUGGAUGCGGAGUUCAGGAAUGCAAAGCCUAAGGGACCUCUUUGGGAGAUCGUAUCCAGGAAACUUGAGGGAUUGGGGUACCACAGAAACCCAAAAAAAUGCAAAGAGAAAUUUGAGAACAUUUACAAGUAUUACAAGAGAACCAAGCAAAGACAAGCAGGUGGCCAUGGUGAUAAAACAUACAAGUUUGUUGGUGAACUUGAAGCUUUAUUUAAUCAGAACAACAAGAAUCCUAGUUCUGAAACUUUGUCAUUGGAUGUUACUAGAAUCCAAAGCCCAGAACCUGUACAGAAUCCAAGACAAAAUAUCAGCUCGGAUACCAACCCAGUUGAUUUCCUGUCUGACUUCAUCUCUUCUUCUUCUUCUUCUGAUGAUGAUGAUGAUGAUUCAAUGUCAGAGGACAUUACAGAAUCCAUGAAUGGGAAAAGGAAGAGAAAAACAAGGAAGAAGCUUGAUCUUUUCUUGGAUAAUUUAAUGAAGAAGGUAAUCAAGAAGCAAGAAGAGAUGCAUAGACACUUGAUUGAGACAUUAGAGAAGAGGGAGAGGGAUAGGAUGAUCAGAGAAGAAGAAUGGAAGAAGCAAGAGAUGGAGAGGAUUAAGAAGGAUAAGGAGAUGAGGGCCCAAGAGACAUCUCGUAGCUUAGCCCUCCUUUCUUUCAUACAAAAGGUUUUGGGUCAGCAGUUCUACGUUCCACAGUCUCCAGAAUUGUCAUACCUUGGAGAAGAACAAGAUGAGAAACAUGAUAAGACAGAUUACAGUUUUGAUCCCAGUAACAGGAGAUGGCCAAAAGCUGAGGUACAAGCCCUUAUCACGCUUAGAAUCUCAAUGGACCAUAAGUUCCGAACUACUGUUCCAAAAGUCCCCUUGUGGGAAGAGAUAUCUCUUGCAAUGUCUGCCAUGGGCUAUAGCCGGACUGCUAAGAAGUGUAAAGAAAAAUGGGAGAACAUUAACAAAUACUUCAAGAGAUCAAUAGAAAAUCGCAAGACACGUCCUGAAAAUGCAAAGACAUGCCCAUAUUUUCAUGAGUUGGCUAUCUUGUACAAAAAUGGUCUCAUAAAUCCUGGAAAUGCCCUUAGUAAUACAACUAAUGCAAACGAGGACAAGAGCAUAACUGAAGAAAUACCUGAAUCUUAGAUCCUUGUUUCUAAUUCUUUUUUCAAUGUCAGACCUUGAACAAGGUAGUGAAAUUUCAGUCUAAUAGCCUCCCUUGACGUAUUUAAUGGCAUCAGUUUAUCUAUUAUCUCAUUCUCCCUGGUGCCUCAAUAUUCCUUUCAUCAGUCUGUUUAAUCACUCUAUAAGAGAACAUGUAAUUUUGCUCUUUCUGUAUACUUCUGAUGGAUUGAAUAGGUGUUCUAAGGAUAUUGAACAUAGUAACAAACAACUUUUUCCAUAUAAUUUUGAUAGACUAGUAGGAUGAUAUCUACCUCCAUUUGAACAAUCUGUAGUGAAAUAGCUUGUGUGGAGGUCUUGAACCUAAAGUUAUAAAAUCAAAGUGAUGGCCUGUUUUUUCUUU